AUGUCUGCUGAACAUAGACUGCGGGAACCGACAGAGCCAAACGACUGCAGCAGUCCUCAGUACUCGAAACCUGUGGAACUGCCGUCUCAGGAGGAAAUCGUUGAAUCCUGUCGGAUCUUCACAACAUCAUAUUUUCAGCUGGGAUUUAUUCCAAAGGCAACAUUCUCGGAGAAAAUCAUAAACCAUGAAGUUGACGAGUUUCUCAUUUUAUGUAUCUUGUCGCUUUCUGCGCGGUUCACUCCAUGUCUUGUUGCGAGAUAUGGGAGCGAGUCCAAAGCAACAGAUUGGUUCAUGCGUCAAGCGCAUCAACUUGUUCCUCAAAAGAUGUAUAAACCAAACCUAGAGGUUACGCAAGGAUUUUUCUUGCUGUCAAUUGCUGAAUGGGGAAAUGGAGAAAGAGAACAAAGCUCGAUUCACAUGGGCAUUGCUGUGAGGAUGGCAGCGAUGCUAAAGCUGCAUAGGGAGGAAACAUAUCAGCUGCGGGAUGGUGCAUCGGAGGAAGAAAUCAUCGAUGCCGAGAUGGCGCGGCGCACUUUCUGGAUGAUUCAAAGUCAGGAUAACCUACACUCUGGCUACAACUCACCUGCACCAUUUUCUCUUGACGAUAUCACGGCUCUGCUACCAUGUGAAGAGUUAGACUUCCUAUUUGGUGUAGUUCCACAGGAGAGAGCUGCUCUUCAAAAUACUGUUCCUGCUAUUGCUAACCCUUCUUUGACUGGUUCAUCCAAACGGUCACUUUUCGCGACACUUAUCCAAGCUCACAGUCUCUGGGGUAGAGUGGCAAGAAAAGCCGCUGGCCCGUCCAGAGUAUCUUCAACUCCGCUACCUUCGCCGCUCAGCCCCAGCUCUGAGUAUGGGAAAAUUGUUCAAGACCUUGCAGAAUUUGAAAAAUGUUUGCCCCCACAGCAGAAGUGGUCGAUUCGGAACUUGAGGGUUUGGAAAGACCUCGGUUUCGAACUUGCCUAUUUAUCUGUAGUCAUGAUGCUCAGGCUGAGCAAUAUAAUUGUUCGCAGGAUGCAUCUCGAAGACAUCAAAUCAUCAAUCGUUGACAAAAACGUUGAAGAGUCGAUUCGCAAUUUCUGGGAAGGAGUGUCUUUUAAGUUAUUCUCCAACGUUGAAGAGCUGUACGAACAGAUCGAAUCAUGCUUUUCUACACGAUCUUGUAAUGAGCCACAAGCAUAUCCUGCUAUUUUGGUAUUACCAGUAUACGUGUGCGGAUCGCUUGCCUUGAAUCUCUGGAAAUGGCCCUCACUUUGCCCACACAUGGCUGGAAAAGCAGCUGAGAUGGUCAGUCGAUGCCUGAACAUCAUAACAGGGCUACAAUCCGCGUGGCCAAUGGCAAAAAAUUGGCAACAAGGUCUACAACAAGCAGCGACACCGCUGUCAGGAGGAUUCUCACCGGCCUCAAAUACAACUUGUCAGUCGUUAAGAGGUAGCGCAAACGAUAUGCAGGCUCCGGCACUCACCUUAGAGUCAAAUAGAGAAGGGGGUUUCAGAGGCAUAAUUCAAAUUAACGAACCAUUCGGGGCGAUUCCCCAGAUAGAUCCCAGCAUCCACAUCGGCACGAUACCAAACGACAUUUUUGACGCUGAAGUAACAGCUUUCCUCCAAGAAGCGCAUUAUGGGCUAUGGGACAUCUGA
Molecule: messenger RNA, 1641 nt
Organism: Verruconis gallopava
Lineage: Eukaryota; Fungi; Ascomycota; Dothideomycetes; Venturiales; Sympoventuriaceae
Exons: 1
Coding region: 1-1641 (546 amino acids)
Biological process (GO): DNA-templated transcription
Cellular component (GO): nucleus
Molecular function (GO): zinc ion binding; DNA binding
Source: RefSeq, a predicted model, not a curated record